This is a messenger RNA of Podarcis lilfordi (Lilford's wall lizard), 208 nucleotides long. The record is from the annotation of a GenBank genome assembly. NCBI's taxonomy places the organism in Eukaryota, Metazoa, Chordata, Lepidosauria, Squamata, Lacertidae.
GAACAGAAGUGAAUUCCUUUGUAUUGGAAUGCUUGUUGCAAUUAACAUUCUUCGCAGUUUAAGAGCAUUUGUGGCCAAAGAUAUAGCAAUCUUCGGCUGCAGAAAUGAAUGCUCACUUAACCCUGAUGCUUUUGCCUGUGUGCCAACAGCAAAACAGAACUUUGGCAUCCUGAGCAUCUAUCGGACAGCAGCUCUUCUGGCUCCUAAA